AUGCGCAACAACCUGCAAGAGCAGCUCCGUUGGCUGGGGAGCUGCCAGAGCUGGGCUGAUGCCUUUGGCAGUCGUCUCAGCGUGGAGGCCCUGAACCAGCCUGCGAAGAUCAGCGCAGAAGAGGUUAGCCAUUUGAGCAUUGAGAAGGACUGGGUUCCACUUUGGCGCCGCGCUGCCGAGGGGCGCCUGCACGGUGGGGAUGUGGAGGUGCCAGCGCGUGCGGCGCGAGAGCGAGAGCGGCAGCGGCCGAGCGCCGAGGGCGCCUUCUCGGGUGCGGUGUGGGGCGCAGAUGGAGCGCCGAGGCAGAUGCAACGGCAGAUGCCACCAGCGCAGCAACAGAUGCCGGCGCAACAGAUGGCGCAGGGGCAGCAAAUGCCACAGGGGCAGCAGAUGCAGCAGGGGCAACAGCUGCCGCAGGGGCAGCAGAUGCCGCCGAUGGGACCACAGACAGAACCGCCAAUGCCGAUGCCCUUGCAGAACUCCGAAGUUGGCCCUGGGGCAUGGCAGGCGCCGCCUCCCGUUGCGCCAGAGCAACGAGCGCCCAGCAGCAACUGGGCACAGGGCUUUGAGUGGGAUGGCCCUGUGGCCGCAGCCCUGCAGCGCUUCGGAGUGCCUGGCUUCCGCCCGCAACAGCGGGAGGCCAUCAACGCCUGUCUGGCCGGAAAGGACGUCUUCGUGCGCAUGCCCACUGGAGGAGGCAAGAGUUUGGUGUACCAAGUGCCGGCCGUGGUGCAGCCGCUGGUGGUGGUCAUCAGCCCCCUGGUGUCGCUGAUCCAGGAUCAGGUGCAGGAGCUGAAGGAGAUCGGCGUUGAAGUCUCUGCUAUCAGAUCCCGCUCGGACGAGUCUGGAGAAGACGUCCGCAUGGUCACGAGGAGAAUGCUGGCCGACGAGCUGCAGAUCGUCUACGUGACUCCAGAGAUGAUCCACCAGAGCUCGAUCUUUCAAAAGGCACUGAGAAGCCUCUACACAUCAAAGCGCUUGCGGAGGUUUGUGAUCGAUGAGGCGCACUGCCUGAGCAUCUGGGGCAACGAGUUCCGAGAAAGCUACCUUCAGCUGAAGAAUCUCAAAGCGUCCUUCCCGGAAGUGCCGAUCUUGGCCUGCAGUGCCACUGCCACAGAGGAGAUCAUCUCCGGUGUGCUGACGCAGCUCAACAUGCAGGACCCCGCUGUCUUCGUGUCGCCCGUGGAUCGGCCCAACCUUGAAUUCAAGGUACAGCCAAAGAGCAAGAAGUCGGUGACCAAGGAGAUUGGCGACUUGAUCCGUGCCAAGUUUUCAGGCCAGUCUGGCAUCAUCUACUGCCUCAGCAGACAAAACUGUGACGACGUGCAGCAAGAGCUAGCGAGCAUGCAGAUUCGUGCGGAGGUCUACCACGCGCAGGUGGCCCUGCAUCAGAGGUCUGCCGUGCAGCAAAGAUGGAAGUCUGGGGAGACGCCCAUCAUCGUGGCAACCAUUGCCUUCGGCAUGGGCGUCAACAAACGGGACGUGCGCUUUGUCAUCCACCACUCCUUCCCAAAGUCUUUGGAAGGCUACUACCAAGAAGCCGGGCGAGCCGGGCGCGAUGGCUGUCAUGCAACCUGCACUAUAUUCUACGACUACGAGGACAAGAAGCGCCAUCAGAAUCUGGCACAGAAUGACAUGAACCAGGACAAGUCCCUUCAGCGGCUGCUGCAGAUGGUGGGCUACUGUGAGGCCCUGGGCGCCUGCCGCCGCGCCUUCAUCGCCGGCUACUUCGGGGAUGUGAACGCCACCUGCGGCGUGCACCAGGCCCCUUGCGAUGUGUGCCGAGCGGCACAAAGAGGCCAGGUCUUGCAGCAGCAGGAGGUCACGCAGGAGGCCCAGGUGGCGCUUCAGCUGCUGCGGGCGGCGCGCGCGGUGACGGCUCGCGGGCGCCUGGCGGUGACGCUGCACUCGGUUAAGGAGGCGCUGCUGGGAUCCAAGGCCCAGCGCAUGGCGCAGUGGCAGGCGCUGCCGGGCUUCGGCGCUUUGAAAGGCAGCUGGGGGGAAGGGGACACGCUGCGGCUGCUGCGGAAGCUGGUGGUGGAUUCGGUGCUAGCGGAGGAGGUGAUGACCCCGGGGGGCGCCUCUGGCAACGUCACGGUGGCGUAUUUGGUGGAGGGCCGCCAUGGGGAGGCGUUGCUACAGAACCAAAUGGCUGUGCACCUUUACCGGGAGCCCGACAGGAAGCGCAAGGCGCGACACUCUCCGGAGGCCGGCCCCACGCCGGGCAACCGGAACCGGGCGGCGCCCAAGCGGAGGACUGUCCGAGCCCGUGCGUUAGAGGAUGGCCGCAGCCAGCACGGCAUGGCGAAUCCGAAUGCGCAGUGCAGCCAAAACCCACAGAGUCAGCAGCUCAACCAGUUCCAGAGCCAACCUCUGCCGCAAGUCAACGUAUUCCAACCCAAUGCCCAAGGACAGUCACAUGUGCCGCAACCACCCCAUUUCAACCAGCAGUUCGCACACUCGCAGGCACUGCAGCAAUGCAACCAGCCUUUCCAACAAAAUGCGUUUGCGCAACAGCCACAGGGCUUUGGGCAACCUUGCCAGCAGUUUGACCAGCUCCCCAACUCAGGGCAAGCACAUGCACAGCAAGGCAGCAUGAAACUCCAGCAACCAAAUGGCGGUCAGCAGCAUCACCGGCACGUGGUGCAGCAAUUUGAGCAGUUUCAGAGCCCUGGGCAAUGCAGCAUGCCGUUCCAGCAACCAAUGGGCAAUCAGCCGCAGCCGUUCCGGCAGCCAAACGACUCUCAGCCACAACAAUGCAACAUGCCGCUGCAACAAUCAAUUCACUCUCAGCCACAGCAAUGCAACAUGCCGUUCCACCGACCAAUUGACCUUCAGCCACAACAAAGCAACAUGCUGUUCCAGCAAGCAAUUGACUCUCAGCCACAACAAUGCAACAUGCCGUUCCAACAACCAAUCGACUCUCAGCCACAACAAAGCACCAUGCCGUUCCAGCAACCAAACGACUCUCCGCCACAAGAAUGCAACAUGCCGUUCCGGCAACCAAUGGACUCUCAGCCACAACAAUGCAACAUGCCGUUCCAGCAACCAAACGACUCUCAGCAGCAGCGGCAGCAUGUGCUGCAGCAACUUGAGCAGUUCCAGUACCGUGGACAACCACCGGCACAGAAAGGCAGCAUGCCAUUCCAACAACCAGACGACUCUCAGCAACGGCAGCAUGUGGUGCAGCAACUUGAGCAGUUUCAAUACCGUGAGCAAACACCAGCACAGAACGGCAGCAUGCCGUUCCAGCAACCAAACGACGGGCAGCAGCAAGAACAUGUGGUGCAGCAAUUUCAUCAGUUUCAGAGCCCUGGGCACACACCGGCAAGGCAAUGCAGCACGCCGUUCCAACAACCAAAACACUUUCAGCAGCAGCGGCAGGAUGGUGUGCAGCAACUUGAGCAGUCUCAGAGCCGUGUGCAAGCACCGGCACUACAAUGCAACAUACCGUUCCAGCAAUCAAACAACUCUCAGCAGCAGCCGCAUCAUGUAGCGCAGCAAACUCAGCAGCAGUUUGAGUGCCCUGGGCAAGCACAGGCACAACAAUGCAAUUUGACGUUGCCGCAACCAUUUGCGCUUGGACAGCAGCAGCCGACUUCGUUUGAACAGCUCCAGCAAUUUGAUCAGCAGUUUCAGAGUACUGGAGAAACACUAGGGCAGGGUUCCGCCCAACCAGCCCAACAGCCCAAUGUGUUUGGACAGCAGCCGCCCAAUGUGUUGGAGCAGCCCCAGCAAUUCAUCCAGCAGCAACAUCUUCAGCAGCAAUGCAACCAGGCAUUCCAGCAGGCAAAUGAGCGGCAGCAUUUGGUCGGGCCACCUCCGCAAGUACAGUUCCAAAGCCCUGGGCAAGCGGCACAGACAUGUGGCCAGUUUCCAGAAACCCAAGUGGAGCUUAGGCUGCAACAGGUGAACCCAGCUCAAUGGGAGCCGCAGGCAACAGCGCAGAGGCCUGACCAAAGAUGUCAGGCCGCUGAAGUGGCGCGGUAUCCUCUGGCCCGCGCGCACAGCCAAGGCCGCGUGCAAGACGCGACCUUUGGCACAUAG
Molecule: messenger RNA, 4047 nt
Organism: Effrenium voratum
Lineage: Eukaryota; Dinophyceae; Suessiales; Symbiodiniaceae
Source: the annotation of a GenBank genome assembly